Talaromyces atroroseus is the source of this 1254-nucleotide messenger RNA. RefSeq lists its product as hypothetical. Lineage: Eukaryota; Fungi; Ascomycota; Eurotiomycetes; Eurotiales; Trichocomaceae. The record is from RefSeq and is a predicted model, not a curated record. The coding region runs from base 1 to 1254 and encodes 417 amino acids. The transcript has a single exon.
AUGCCUCGUCGUCGCAGUAACCCACGCAAACACACGCACGCUCGUGCACAAAACCCAGACACCAUGUCGAAGCCGACAGAAGCAUCAUCGUCAAUCCCAUUGCUGGACAUGAUCCAGGAAUCCUCCUGCAACUUCCCCCCUCGACGAAACGCCAACCGAGGAUUCGCACAGCUACCGCACGAUAUUGCCCUGUGCAUCCUUGACGAACUGAGGGAUCCCAUCGACCGGGUAUGCUUCGCUCUCAUGACCAAGUCACUGUGGCCGCUGAUGCGCGCAAAACUGCGUCUCGAGCAGUUCAGCCUCCCCGCCGUUCUCCCACCGCGAGUGACCGUACAGCGAGGCGUCAUACAGAACUGGCCCGUUUUCACGUCUCUGCGCUGGAAGCUCCUCGAAAGACUCGAAGACAACCAUUGGAAGUGUUGCGCGGGCUGUGUGCGUCUCCAUCCCAGGCGUGACUAUUUCUACAGCGAGCUCUAUCGUCCGCCCAAAGAUCGGUUCUGCAAGACGCCGGGCUUGAUUCAGUUGUGUGCUCACAUCUACCUGACAUACAAGAAAUGCGCGAGCCUGCAAAAAGCACUGGCUGACGCGCCGGCCGAAAGCAAUACGAAGGCUGUUGGUGACGUUGCCAUGAACGAGGCUCUGCGCCAUGAGUGCCAUUUGGUGACAGACGGGGUGAAGUUGACGUUUUCUGUGCAGCCGUUCUUGUCCCCUCGAUUCAGACAGCUCAUGCUACACAAUACCUACAACGUCAAGGGUUUCCAGUCCGGGAAGCUCAAGGAAUGCCUGCAGAAGUUUGGCAACGGUAUUUUCCUUCCCUGCCCGCAUCGAGGCAUUCUCACACACUGUUUGGACAUGACGUGCGAGGGCCCCUGGGAUUCAACUAUGGUGGAUGGCGAUAGCAAGGACACCAGCAAAGCCAUGUGCAUGGGCUGCGACACGCUGUACUUCAAGUUUCAGACUUUUACCCACUCCAUCUCACAAAAGCAGAUGCAUGAGUUUAUCGCUCAGCGGUUCAUUGGCGACUACUCGGCCUUGGGCGAGUGCAAGGUAGGGCGCGGCAAUCCGGAUGUGCUACAGGCCUGGCUGAACAAGACAAAUCUGGCCAAUGUGCUCAAGGUGGAUUCUAUACAUGAUCGGUGCCACAAAUGUCGUGGCAAGGAGGGCAGGUAUUGCGCAAAACUGAGCUUUAUUCGCUUCACUUGUCCAUCGUGGAAGGUGUCGUUGCCGGAUACAAGAUGGAAGCAAAUCCAGUAA